Molecule: messenger RNA, 1836 nt
Organism: Terrapene triunguis (Three-toed box turtle)
Lineage: Eukaryota; Metazoa; Chordata; Testudines; Emydidae
Product: ATP-dependent RNA helicase DDX25-like
Exons: 7
Coding region: 169-1044 (291 amino acids)
Biological process (GO): poly(A)+ mRNA export from nucleus
Cellular component (GO): cytoplasmic stress granule; nucleus
Molecular function (GO): ATP binding; RNA helicase activity; RNA binding
Source: RefSeq, a predicted model, not a curated record
GUGGAUUUAGCAGAAAAUUCCCUUUUAAACAAGCUUAUCCGGAAGUCUCUGGUAGAAUCCAAUCAUCAUGUUGAAGUCCUGCAGCGAGAUCCCAGCUCCCCUCUCUUCUCAGUAAAAACCUUUGAAGAACUGCAUCUGAAGAAAGAGUUAUUACAGGGGAUUUAUGAAAUGGGUUUCAACAGACCAUCCAAGAUACAGGAGACAGCGCUUCCUAUGAUGCUAGCUGACCCACCCCAAAAUCUUAUAGCACAGAGCCAGUCAGGGACAGGAAAAACUGCAGCUUUUGUCUUGGCCAUGCUGAGCAGAAUUAAUGGUGCUGAAAAAUUCCCCCAGUGUCUCUGUUUAGCUCCGACCUACGAGCUGGCUGUGCAGACUGGACAAGUGGUUGAAAAGAUGGGAAAUCUGUGUGUCAACAUCAGAGUUGCGUAUGCUGUCCGAGGGAAUAGACUUCCAAGAGGUACCAAGAUUGAAGAACAGAUAAUAAUUGGAACGCCAGGGACUGUCCUAGAUUGGUGUUUCAAAUUGAAGCUGCUGGAUGUGAAGAAGAUCUCUGUGUUUGUGCUGGAUGAAGCGGAUGUUCUGAUUGACACACAGGGCUUCUUAGAUCAGAGUUUCCGCAUUCAGAGAACAUUACCACAGCAUUGUCAGAUGCUCCUCUUCUCAGCAACCUUUGAGGAUACCGUGUUGCGGUUUGCUAAGCAGAUCAUCCCUGACCCCAAUAUAAUUAAACUCCGCCGAGAGGAGAUGACCUUGACCAAUAUCAGGCAGUACUACUUUUUGUGUGAGAAUAAACAAGAUAAAUACAAGGCCCUGUGCAAUAUCUAUGGGAGCAUCACCGUUGGCCAGGCUAUCAUCUUCUGUCAGACUCGUAGGAAUGCCAAUUGGUUAUCGCAGGAACUGAGUCAGGAUGGGCACCAAGUGUCUGUCCUGAGUGGGGAGCUGACAGUUGAGCAACGGGCAGCUGUAAUCCAAAGGUUUCGUGAUGGAAAAGAGAAGGUCCUUGUCACAACUAAUGUCUGUGCUAGAGGUAUUGUCUCUAGCUAAACCAUUUCUUUCUCAAAGUAUUACAGUACUGAGAGCUUUGUUUUUCGAGAUGGGGUACACACAGGGCAUGCAAGCUUAUUAUUGUUCUGCAUUACGGAAUCCACCACGCACACCGAAAACCCACUGUGGAGUGCAGAAGAUGAUGACAGCUGCUUGGAAUCCUGUAAUCUCUCGCAUAUAGAGACCUCAUCAUAAGCUUUUCUGCUACACUGUUGUCACACACAGUGUUGGAGUCCAGUGGUCAAUUGGUGGGGUUUUGUGGAUUUCUAGAUAUAAAUUCAACGAGUGUUUGGCAGAGCAAAUGCUGAUUCCUAUAGCUUGCAGAAAUAACACCAGACUGAUUUCUUAUUCCAGCCAGAUGAAGUUAAGAAUUGUAAUUCUGUGUAUAACCCCUUUGUAUACAGCUCAGUGCCUGCUUCUUAGGAUGGUGUUGCUUGUAGUGACUUUGAAGCCUUAUCUACGCUAGCAAACACUUUAUAGCCAUAAUUCACAGCUGGUACCACACAGUGGUAUAAAUACCGGAGUCCUGUUUACACUACAGCUUCCACAAAUGGCGAAUUACAGUUGUGAAAUUGCUAAUGUAGACAGUCAAAAUGUGCAUGUUUUACAAUUGCCCUGUCUGAAAAGUCAGUCACAACAAAUAUAGUAUUCCGAGGUAAAGGCAGAUUUUCUUCAGUAAAUUGAUCCUUUGGGUAGAGAUUUUCAUCCACAAAAACCCAUUGAGAUAGUGUUGUGUAUAAAAAUUAUACAAUAUGCACUCGUUAAACUAAAAGACCUUAUUAGAAUGUUGUU